AUGUCAGCUUUCAACUGUUCAUUUGAUUUAAUAACUGAAAACGAAGAGUGGCUUUGUCCUAAAGGAGAAGCGUGCACCAAUAUUACUCAUGCCGUGAAUGGGACCUUUCAUAAUCUCACACAUCUGACAGAGGAGGGGUACCUGGAAAAAUAUCUGGGUCCUCGUCGAUCACCUGUGUUCCUCCCCAUCUGCCUGAUGUAUCUGAUCAUCUUCCUGGUAGGCGUUGUGGGGAAUGUGCUGACGUGCACCGUCAUUGCACGCAACAAAGUCAUGUGGACACCAACAAACUACUACUUGUUCAGCUUGGCCGUGUCAGACCUGUUAGUGCUACUACUUGGCAUGCCAUUAGAGCUGUAUGAGCUGUGGCAGAACUACCCCUUUCUUCUGGGAACGGCAGGUUGCUACUUUAAGACCUUCUUAUUUGAGACGGUCUGCUUGGCAUCCAUCCUAAACGUGACGGCACUGAGCAUAGAGCGUUACAUCGCCGUGGUCCACCCGCUGCGAGCAAAGUAUUAUGUGACACGUACUCAUGCUAAGAGAGUCAUUCUCACUGUGUGGGGUGUAUCAGUUUUGUGUGCUGUGCCCAAUACAAGCCUGCAUGGGAUUGUCUUCUUGCACAGUUGUUCCACAGACCCUGCUGGAACCAUAAAUGUGGAGAUUCCCGACUCAGCCAUGUGCACAUUAGUGAAACCACGAUGGAUGUACAACCUGACAAUCCAGAUGACCACCUUGCUGUUUUUUAUUCUGCCCAUGCUCACAAUCAGUGUUCUUUACAUGCUCAUUGGGCUGCAGCUAAAGCGUGAAAAGAUGCACCAGGAACUGGAGCCAAAAUGUGGUUUCGGACAAGAUAGCUGCUGUAACAUCCGCACACAGCAGCAGAAGGCACGUCGCCGGCAAGUCACUAAAAUGUUGUUUGUCUUGGUUGUGGUUUUUGGAAUCUGCUGGGCUCCAUUUCACACUGACCGGCUAAUGUGGAGUUUCAUCAGUGACUGGACUGACACCCACUUGGAAAUCUUCCAGUAUGUGCACAUCACCUCCGGAGUGUUUUUCUAUCUCAGCUCAGCAGUCAACCCGAUCUUGUACAACCUCAUGUCAACACGCUUUAGAGAAAUGUUCAAGGAGGUCAUGUGCCAUCGGCCACAUCCCAUCACUCCCAGAAAACAUUCGCUCAGUGUCACCCGGGUGACGCUCCGCAGUACCCUGAGUGACGCGGCGCUCAGCAACGGAGCUGCUGUUGUUGAGGCAGAAGACGAAGAAGUGAGAAUGAAAUAUGAGACCAGUUUUUCUUGUUAAAAACAAACAAACACAUUUUAUGACAUGUUAUGGGGGACACAUUAAGAGAGACUUGCUUGUUCUGAGCCAGUGCAUCCAUCA
This is a messenger RNA of Pundamilia nyererei, 1374 nucleotides long. It is a transcript of the gene nmur1a, whose product is annotated as neuromedin U receptor 1a. The record is from RefSeq and is a predicted model, not a curated record. The transcript has 2 exons. Gene Ontology annotation, molecular function: neuromedin U receptor activity. Gene Ontology annotation, cellular component: plasma membrane. Lineage: Eukaryota; Metazoa; Chordata; Actinopteri; Cichliformes; Cichlidae. Gene Ontology annotation, biological process: neuropeptide signaling pathway. Bases 1 to 1293 code for a protein of 430 amino acids.